UAUUGGUCAAGGUCUGUCAAGGACACUGCACAGGCGUUUCGGCAACACAAAACAAAAUUCCUUCUUAUCCGGUAAGCGGAACGGAAAGGUCGAUCUUUCCCUGCUGGCUUUUUAUUCGUCAUUCCAUGUCAAAAUUCUCCUGUUAAAUUUGGUUGUUGAUAAAAAUUUCAAAUCUGAAAUCCAGCAUGUCACAUUCACAUUCAGAGAUGUUGAUGAAAGCACUGUGGCGAGCAGCAGAUGCAGUUUGCUUUGAUGUCGAUUCCACAGUUUGCAUGGAUGAAGCUAUUGAUGAAUUGGCAAAAUUUGCAGGAAAAGACAAGGAAGUUACUGAUUUGACAUUAAAAGCCAUGCGAGGAGGGAUGACCUUUCGUGAAGCAUUAGCAAAACGCCUGGAGUUAAUUCAGCCAACUGUUUCUAUGUUGAACAGCUAUUUAUUAAAACAUCCACCUCAUCUGACUCCUGGUGUUGAAGAGCUGAUAACAGAACUUCAUGAUAGAGGCAUACCUGUAUAUUUAGUGUCUGGAGGUUUUCGAGCAAUUAUUGAGCCAGUUGCAAAGAAAUUAGAUAUACCUCUUAAGAAUGUUUUUGCCAAUAGCUUGAAAUUCUAUUUUAAUGGAGAAUAUGCAGGAUUUGAUGAAGCUGAACCAACUUCUCAUCAAGAAGGCAAAGCUGAAGUUUGUGGAUAUCUGAAACACAGAUAUGGAUAUAGAAGGCUUAUAAUGAUUGGGGAUGGUGCCACUGAUUUAGCUGCAUGUCCGCCUGCUGAUGCUUUUAUUGGUUUUGGAGGAAAUCAAAUUCGUGAAAAAGUGAGACAAGGAUCUAAGUGGUUUGUGAUGAAUUUUCAUGAACUUACAGCUGAACUUCGUAGGAACUGAAUGCCUUAAAAGCUACAAAAAAGUGUAUGCUGCAUUGAAAUAAAAAAUGUAAAUAAUGUAAAAAGUAAAAGAGCUAAAAUUGUUUAUACUAAAAAUAAUUCAUGUUAUUUAAAAAUUAUUUUUGUAUAUUUUUAUG
Molecule: messenger RNA, 1011 nt
Organism: Stegodyphus dumicola
Lineage: Eukaryota; Metazoa; Arthropoda; Arachnida; Araneae; Eresidae
Product: phosphoserine phosphatase-like
Biological process (GO): L-serine biosynthetic process; dephosphorylation
Cellular component (GO): cytoplasm
Molecular function (GO): L-phosphoserine phosphatase activity; magnesium ion binding
Source: RefSeq, a predicted model, not a curated record